CCAUUGUCCUUUGGGUAUAAAACGCCCCCUGUCCACGAUGAAAAUCCCCAUCGCCUCUUCUCCUCUUCUCUUUGUCUUUGAUCAUGUUUCAGCAGCGCUAUCCGCCAUAUGACACUCAUCUGACCAUUUUUUACAGCGACCAUGGCGGAUCUAUGUCCGUCCAAGACGAGAACAACCGUCGGUCGUCACCCGUCCUCGAGGCAGUGACCUCGUCUUACCACAGUACCGCCGUGGUCGACGGCUACCCACCCCUGCCGCCGACCGCCCCAACCCCGGCGAACGUCCCUUUCGACGUGUCGGAUGAUGAUUACUACGGUGGCAUACCGCAGGAGACAUCUCUUGACUCGACCUUUCUUUUCACCCCAACUGCGAUUGGAUUCCAAUUCAACGACGAUACUCAACAACACCACGUUCCUACCCCUCAUGUCGUCGAGACGGACGAAUUUGUUUACAGUUUUCCGCAAGAACAAGUGGGUUCGGUACCUGCCCAAGUGACGGAUCUCGUAGACAGCCAAUCGCGAGAACGGAUCAGCCUUCUAACACCAGAGCCGAGCCCCAAGCUCCAAACCUGGCCCAUAGAGCCCCCCACCCGUCCGUUCACCAAGCCGCUCACCGAAGAUCCCGUCCGGGAAAUGAUCUUUCGUGGCCGGCGCGACAAAGAAAGAGUACGCGAUUUGUCCUACCUCGCUUUGAACUUGGAAGAUCCCGGUUAUACUACCAUGGCUUUCGAACCGCCACUUACUGGAAUUGCGGCUGUGGACGAAGCCUCACGCCAGUACUACUCGUUCACGCCGGCCGACACCGAACUGCGUCGUUUUGGAGGAGAAGUUGGUUACCAAUACCCGCUUGAAGUCAUCCAGGCUCUCCAACAAACGUUGGCUACAGAUUGGGCCGAUGUUAUGCCGCCUCCCAUUCCCAUUGUCAUACUCAGGCCGUUCGAUUAUGUGGGUGGUAGCGUGUUAGCGCAAGGCCAAGACUCCUGGGCGUUCAUAGUGCCAAGCGAGGAUACUAUCUGGGCUUCCGUUCUCGAACGCGGGGUGGACAAGGAUUACAGGCCUCUCGCCACCGACCCGAAGACCCGUCAGCGCUUGCAAGUUGUCACCGAAAGCCAGCAAUAUGGUUCGGCGGUGUGCACUCCCCAUUCCAUCGUCAUGUCCCAAUUCGCAGUCAACCUCUUCGUCGAACUUCCAAGACUUCCCAACCAAGGUCUGGCUAAACCUCUCGUCAACUACUUCGGCACGUUCGUGAUGCAAUACAUGGACAACAUGUACAUGAAGCAGAAAGCAUGGAACGAUAUCGCGGAAGAGAUUAAGGACCAUUUGUAUGACCAAGCUCCACAUCUCUUCAAAGGGUUCAAACCGUACAAGACGGUUCCACGCAUCCCGGUCGUCAGAUUUAUAUACACUAAGUUCGACAGUCAUCUCGUUGGGUGUGCCGACCGAGCCGCUGUAGAAGCGCAGCUAGCGCGUGCCAUGACUCAGCUCGAACGCGACCGGACAGAGGGUAUCGAGACUGACAGCUGUUAUGACUUGGAAAGCGACGUCGAAGUGGACAGCGACUAUAUCAUUGGUAACGAUUCCUUGUUUUUGAAUCUUGACGGUCGCCUCCAUUCCGCAAUGCAACACUGCCACCCGUUACGGCUCUUAUGACCUUCCCUUGAUUCUUUUCAUGACUUGUAUUUCUUGAUUAUGAUCGUUUUGUAUGGCUUGAUGAUCUUUUGCAUGUUAUUUUUUCACAUAGCUAACAGCACUGUA
Molecule: messenger RNA, 1754 nt
Organism: Pisolithus orientalis
Lineage: Eukaryota; Fungi; Basidiomycota; Agaricomycetes; Boletales; Pisolithaceae
Exons: 2
Coding region: 84-1649 (521 amino acids)
Source: RefSeq, a predicted model, not a curated record